Messenger RNA from Macrosiphum euphorbiae (potato aphid), 234 nucleotides. Lineage: Eukaryota; Metazoa; Arthropoda; Insecta; Hemiptera; Aphididae. The record is from the annotation of a GenBank genome assembly.
AUGUUUGAAACAAUGCUGAACCAACCUACUCAAGUAGAAUUGGAAGAAAACCUCAAUACGGUUGAACAGAGAUUAGACGAACCCACGUUAGAAGAAGUAGAAAGGGCAGUAAAUAUGUUGAAAAAUAGGAAGGCACCAGGGGAAGACGCAAUUGUUGCAGAACUACUGAAAGAAGGAGGAAAAGAACUAAUGACACGACUGAAAAGACUAGUAGAUAAUAUAUGGAAACAAUAA